This is a messenger RNA of Striga hermonthica, 1323 nucleotides long. NCBI's taxonomy places the organism in Eukaryota, Viridiplantae, Streptophyta, Magnoliopsida, Lamiales, Orobanchaceae. The record is from the annotation of a GenBank genome assembly.
GAGAAGGUAGAUAUCCAGCCAAGAGGGGAAGUUGAGGAGAUCCAGAUGGUCGAGGGGUAUGAAGAGAGAAAGUAUCGAAUUGGGAAGGAAUUGGUGAAGCCAGUGAGAUCGAGGUUGAUUAGUAUGAUAAGGGAAUUUGCAGAUUUAUUCGCAUAUUUGACAGAAGAGCUGACUGGUAUCAAGGCUGAAGUUAUCGAGCACCGGCUGAAUAUCGACCUCACUGUAAGGCCGGUGAAGCAAAAGAGGAGGCAUCACAGGGCAGAAAUGGAUAAAGUGAUUGAACUGGAGGUAGAAAAGCUUCUGCUUGCGGGGCAUAUAAAGGAGAUCCAAUUCCUGGAGUGGCUGUCGAACACGGUGAUGGUCUCGAAGUCAGAUGGGAAGUGGCGGAUGUGUAUAGACUUCCGGGAUUUGAAUAAGGCAUGCCCAAAAGAUUUAUACCCACUACCCAGGAUCGACCAGCUGGUCGAUUCCACGGCCGGAUGUGAGUUACUCAGCUUGAUGGAUGCAUCGCAGGGUUAUCACCAAAUCUCGUUGGCGCGAGAAGAUUGGAAAAGGGUCAGUUUUGUGACAAGCCAAGGAACCUAUUGCUAUGUGGUAAUGCCAUUCGGUCUAAAAAAUGCAGGAGCAACAUAUCAGAGAUUGGUGGAUAAAAUCUUCAAGGAACACCUGGGGAGGAACAUGGAGGUGUAUGUGGACGAUAUGUUGGUGAAGAGCAAAGAGGAGAUCGACCACGUGAAUGACCUGAAGGAAACAUUCAUGGCCCUUCGGAAAUACGGAAUGAAGCUGAACCCCGCUAAAUGCUCAUUUGAGGUCAAGUCCGGGAAGUUUCUGGGUUACAUGGUCACAAAGAGGGGAAUCGAGGUCAACCUGGAGAAAGUCAGAGAGGUGGUCGAGAUGAAACCCCCCACGAAGGUAAAGGAGGUGCAGAUCCUAACUGGUCGAAUAGCGGGCCUGAGCCGCUUUAUCUCAAAGGUGGCCGAGAAGAGCGGGCCCUUGUUCAAAACACUUAGGAAAAGUUUGAGGUUCCAGUGGACAGAAGAAGCUCAGAAAUUGUUUGACGAGUUUCAGAGGGUGCUAUUCGACCUGCCAUUGCUAGCAAAACCGGUGCAGGGGGAGGACUUGGUGUUAUAUGUGUCCAUUGGCGACAUAGUGAUGAGUUCGGUGUUGCUACGAGAGGAAGGGAUGGCCCAAUUUCCAAUCUAUUACGUAAGUAAGGUGAUACAGGGUACGGAGAGGAGGUAUUCGAAGAUCGAAAAGGGUACUUUGGCGGUGGUUGUCACCGUCAGAAAAUGGAGGCCAUAUAUCUUGGGUCACAGGGUGAGA